AUGGGGUGGGUUUGGAGGGAUGACAACGGCGACGAACUUCGACGCGAUGUCUCUUCGGAAGGGUGCUCCACCACGAAGGUCGUCAAAUCUCAGUGCAGAACAGAGGAGGUCGAAUCUGGAAAGUUCCUCAGAAAGUGCGAGAAAACAGAAGAGCUUCUCAGGAAUUGCAUCGGAAAGCCUGUUGAAGUGUUGCAAUCCAACAAGGAGUAUACUGAAGAGGAUAUCACAGAUGAGGUACUUAAAGGAAGGUCUAUUCCAUUUAGCCCAUCAGACCGUGGUGUGUUUGAUUUCCCUGGGCUACGAAAUGAUAUCGAAGUCAUGGAACGAAACCUGUUCGGUGGUCUCAGUCGUUUCCUUGAAUCAGCUGAAGAAAUGAAGAAUGACUUUUUCGAUGUUUUUGGUAAGUCUCCAAGCAUCUUUGAUGCAGAGUCAGCUUCACCCUCUGUGAAGCGAGGGAUCCCUAUUGAAGAGCAUCGUCGGCCAGAAGCUUAUCCUAAAUCCAAGGAGAAGGAAUAA
Sphenostylis stenocarpa is the source of this 516-nucleotide messenger RNA. The record is from the annotation of a GenBank genome assembly. NCBI's taxonomy places the organism in Eukaryota, Viridiplantae, Streptophyta, Magnoliopsida, Fabales, Fabaceae.